AUGGGCGACCAUCUCGCAUUGAUCGUGGGCCGGCUGCUGACGGAGUCGAUGCUGGACGCGGCGAUCGGCGGUGGGAAGCAGAUGGUCGAUCUGCGUCAGGAGACGGUGGACGUCGAGUACUGCCAUCGUGGGCUAGGCGGCGGCUCGGCGACGAAGGCCGGUCCACAGGGCGGGUGUCGCUCACGCGCUCCAUCGAGAACAUCGAGUGAGGUGGUGUGCUGCUGCUCUAAAGAAGGGAGGAGAGGAAGUAGCGACAAGGUCGCCAAGACCACCUGGCGCGAUGUCUCCUACCAGAUCACCAAGAUCAACAUGUACAAGGAUGGUCGGCAUGUACAAGAUAUGCUUAAGGUCAAACAUCACUAUGAUAUUGCUGAGAUGGUCCAAUCAGUGACAAUGCUGGUGGUAUUGUUGAGAUGGCUGGAAUGAGCCACAAAAUCUGAGAGAACUGAUGCUCU
Zea mays is the source of this 455-nucleotide messenger RNA. RefSeq lists its product as uncharacterized. Bases 1 to 426 code for a protein of 141 amino acids. NCBI's taxonomy places the organism in Eukaryota, Viridiplantae, Streptophyta, Magnoliopsida, Poales, Poaceae. The record is from RefSeq and is a predicted model, not a curated record. The transcript is spliced from 4 exons.